AACGUGGGGCGGGACGGAAGCCUCGUUGGGUCAGACCGUGGCGGCGCGGGAAGUCCGGACGCCUUAGCAGCCUGAAGAGGAGGCCUGAGGCGGAGGUCCGGCCCCGGUGGCCGCAAUGGCGGAGAGGCCCGAGGACCUAAAUUUGCCCAAUGCCGUUAUCACCAGGAUCAUCAAGGAGGCGCUCCCGGACGGUGUCAACAUCUCCAAGGAGGCCCGCAGCGCCAUCUCCCGCGCCGCCAGCGUCUUCGUGCUGUACGCCACAUCCUGUGCCAACAACUUCGCGAUGAAAGGGAAACGCAAGACACUGAACGCCAGCGAUGUGCUCUCGGCCAUGGAGGAAAUGGAGUUCCAGCGCUUCAUUACCCCGUUAAAGGAAGCUCUGGAAGCAUACAGGAGGGAGCAGAAAGGCAAGAAGGAAGCCUCAGAGCAGAAGAAGAAGGACAAGGACAGAAAAACAGAUUCAGAAGAGCAAGACAAGACUAGAGAUGAGGACAAUGAUGAAGACGAGGAGAGGUUGGAAGAAGAAGAACAGAACGAAGAGGAAGAAGUGGACAACUGAAUAGGGCGAGGAGACUGGCACCUUGGAAGGUACCCCUCGGAAGUGUGGUGUUGGUUUGUGUGAAGGAUUUUCCUACUGGGCAGAGCAGUCUUAGCCAGAAGAGCCUUAGAAGAUCAAAAUGAAAACUGUCUAGAAGUAUCGAAACGAGCGCUUCCCAGACUCAGAGCUUCUGAGUAGCAGAAUCCUGUUCUACUUAAUCAGUCUGAAGGUUAUGACUUUUUGGCAAGAGGGAUUCUGAACUGAUAAUUUGAUCUUAUUUACUAAUAUAUGUGAUUAGGCAGUUUUUGAUUCCCAGCUCCCUCCAACCCCCACAAAAAAUAAUAACUUCCAUGCCACCUGCUGUGUUCCAGAUCACUGGAGGCCGUCAAAGCUCAGGAGAAAUUGGGGUUUAGAUCAUGGUCAGCCUGUUUGUACAGUAUUUGGCAAUGCUAGUUUGUGACAAGUGGUCAAAAAGGUUUAGUUUUGGGAAACGACUAAAAAGCUGAAAUCUGUUGUCUCUUCACUUGACAGUAACAUUAAUUUAAUUUUGGUUUCUACUGACCCACUUGGCUUGGGGCCCUUCUGUAUUGCCUGUAGGCACUUGACCUGUUGGGGUGGCUGCACUCUGGGCACAUAGGGUUUUAAAUCCUCAGUAUGCCAGUGUCUUACUCUUACAAAACCGAUGGUUUAGACUUAGAUGCACCUCACUGCCUGCCACUGCACAGCUUUAGACUGUUGUCACCUCCUAGAAGGUAUAAAAUUCCAGGCUUUCUCUUGUAGUCCAUCUCCCAGACUUGUGACUUAUGACUUUUCAUUCUUCCAAUUCAUGACAAAUUCCAAACUUUACUUUUUUUUAGGCCCAACUUUCUUUUCUGUGUUGUUUCUCACUUCCUGCCUCUCCUCUGCUCCCCAUUCCCACUUUCUCUUUUUCUCACUCUGCCCAUCCAGGAACAUUGAUAACCUUCUUAAUAUCCCCAAGUGUGGGCUCCUCUGAUUUCUUAGUUCUAAUCUCAUAUCUUAUUUCUGUUCUUUCUCCCUCUACACCCCCCCCCCCAAUGUCAUGUCUUUUAAAAAUAUUUUUGUAAACCUCUAUGAACCUUAAGGAAAAUCUGAAGGUGCUCAGGAAUCUAAUCCCUCUCCCACAACCAUCCCCUUUAAUUGCUUCUCAAGUACUUCUGUUGACCUUUCGUAGAUAUGGGUUUUUUUCUCUUUCCAUUUAGUGCUCCAAGCACUUUUUUGCUUAUCUCUAAGGCAGUUGACAGGUAGUGAAGUGUAGUUUGACACUGUUAAUUUGUUAAAUUAAUACAGUGAAAAAUUUGUUGAUAAAUGAGUGAAGAGUGUUGAGAAAAUUAUAGUGCUUUGUACAAAU
Molecule: messenger RNA, 1907 nt
Organism: Molossus molossus (Pallas's mastiff bat)
Lineage: Eukaryota; Metazoa; Chordata; Mammalia; Chiroptera; Molossidae
Gene: POLE3
Product: DNA polymerase epsilon 3, accessory subunit
Exons: 4
Coding region: 116-559 (147 amino acids)
Biological process (GO): DNA damage response; leading strand elongation; heterochromatin formation
Cellular component (GO): CHRAC; epsilon DNA polymerase complex
Molecular function (GO): chromatin DNA binding; protein heterodimerization activity
Source: RefSeq, a predicted model, not a curated record